AUGCGGAAGCAAAAGACUUGCUAUAGACUAAAAGCAACCUGGGAACGCGACCCAACCAGGAAGCCCUCCCUGAAACUGGUCGAACCAUGCUUCGACUGGUACUGCGAAACCUGCCGCGUUGCUUUUGAGCCGUACGUAGCUCCUCCGCUAAAACUUGGUCCGCCAGUCCUUCCGACACCGAAGUCGCCUAUGCGGAAUCGCCAGAUUCUGGUGCAACGAGGGGUCAAGCUUUUGUUUCGAGAUGAGAAAAGAAAGAAGAAGUACCGGACGUUGAUCAAUCGGGUGAAGCGAAGGGAAAAGAGGGCUGUGCAGCUGUUCUUUUGGACGAAAGAGGGGAUGAGGGAAUUCAAGAGGGUUGUUGAGGAGAUAGAGGCGAGGAAAAGGAGGAGGAUGAGUUGGUGCUGA
Messenger RNA from Mytilinidion resinicola, 405 nucleotides. RefSeq lists its product as uncharacterized. The coding region runs from base 1 to 405 and encodes 134 amino acids. The transcript has a single exon. Lineage: Eukaryota; Fungi; Ascomycota; Dothideomycetes; Mytilinidiales; Mytilinidiaceae. The record is from RefSeq and is a predicted model, not a curated record.